AUGCCACCCAGAUUCCUUCGCGGUAGAGGCAAAGGACCCGUGACAGGUCAUGAUCACGAGGCCGGGCCUUCGCACCGGCGUACUCCAUCUAUCACUAUGAGCACAAGCCCGCAACAGCCAUGGAGGCUCUAUGUCAAACCCGGAAGGCGAUCUGUAUCCCUUAGCUCUUCACCUUCGUACCAACACUCUUUUGGGCCCCAUUCAGAAAACGAGCCCAACAACCAGCCGCCAGCUUUCAUACCUCUACAGAGAUCCAACUCUCAUCAUUCUUUUGGCGACCCAACACCCGUUUUCCAAAGCCGAUUUAACCCGGCUAACCUUCUGCCUGAACCCGUGGGUUUUAACCCACUUGGACCGGAAGACCACUUUUCAGGGGAAAACGACAUGGAUGAGGAUACUGACCCCAUGGAACCUGCAUCAGGAAUGCCGAAUCAUCCCAUUGAGAUCUCAGAUGGGUCAUCAUUCCAUGGAUCGCCAUACCGCGGACCGGACAGUUUUAUGGAGAAAUUCAAUCAGUAUGAUUGGUAUUUCACCCCGUCUGAGCACUCGCAUCACGAGCAGCAACAGGAUCCUUCGGUGGGUCAUCAAUUGGUGGCAGUCACGCCGCCGCCACCACCGCCAGUAGAUCCGUAUCAAGUAGCUCGGGAUUACAAUGCCCUUCACCCUGAAGGACCAUACGGAGGGCCAUGGACUACUGGUUACCUGACUUAUGGGUACCAGCAUCAGCCACCUCCUCCACCGGUGUAUCAGCCGCCACAGCCACAGAUUCAGCAGGAAGUCCUUGAAAGGCUGAACCAAGUCGAACAAGAGGUUCGUGAAGACCGCAGAGAGCGGCAAGGUUUCUUCAAAGGGCUAUCAGAUUUGCUUAAGGGGAAGUCGAAGAGGAGGGGUCAUUGA
Helianthus annuus (common sunflower) is the source of this 897-nucleotide messenger RNA. RefSeq names its product extensin-like. The record is from RefSeq and is a predicted model, not a curated record. Lineage: Eukaryota; Viridiplantae; Streptophyta; Magnoliopsida; Asterales; Asteraceae. Bases 1 to 897 code for a protein of 298 amino acids. The transcript is spliced from 2 exons.